Messenger RNA from Colletotrichum lupini, 537 nucleotides. Its product is annotated as PHO85 cyclin-1. The record is from RefSeq and is a predicted model, not a curated record. Bases 1 to 537 code for a protein of 178 amino acids. Lineage: Eukaryota; Fungi; Ascomycota; Sordariomycetes; Glomerellales; Glomerellaceae. The transcript has a single exon.
AUGUCGUCAGACGCCCACCGAUUCGAACUGUUCUGUCGACACCCUCCUUCUUUACGACUUGUCACCGGCGUGGCUGAGCGCAUCCUUGCAAGAAUCCUGCCCAUCAACAGCGACAUAUGGAGCUUCCCCUCAGACUUGGCCGUCUUCCUACGCCAUCUGCUGCUAUGGGCCGACAUUAGUGGAGCGGUCCUUUGUGGCGGUCUGAUUUACCUGGAGCAGGGUCUUCAGCGGCCACAACAUUCUCUAAUGACGGAGGCGGAUCGGCAUUUGCGCGUCUUGGCGGCGAUUAUUCUGGCUCGAAAAUACCUAGAAGAUGACACUUACAGAACGCCGUUCUGGACCGGCCUCACGGCUGAAGUAUGUUCAUUUUACUUCACAGACCAUGAUAUCAACAUCGCGGAGGGCAGACUAUUGGGAGAUGUGGCUUGGGACUUGAGCAUAGACGGACAGCAGAUGCACAGAAUGGUGAAGUUGGUCUGUGGUUCCAAGACCGUGCCGGCGCAUCUAGAUCACGGGCCUAUCUCUGCCCAAUCCUAG